Molecule: messenger RNA, 1938 nt
Organism: Bicyclus anynana (squinting bush brown)
Lineage: Eukaryota; Metazoa; Arthropoda; Insecta; Lepidoptera; Nymphalidae
Exons: 1
Coding region: 502-1917 (471 amino acids)
Source: RefSeq, a predicted model, not a curated record
CUUGAGUAAAAAAAAACAGAGUAACAAAAAAAUCCUCAUCACGAGCAACUUUUUUUUAUUUGUGGAGUUUACUCCUUAAGAAUCGAUUUUUCAUAUAUAGUACCCGGUAUAAAAAAAAUUUGGGCAGUAAAAUUCGAUGAACGAUUGACAGCGUUACGUUUUUGUGCGCAUCCUAUUCUGCGCGCCUUUCACCUUUUACUUUAAAACCAAUGACGAAGUUGACGAACAACUAAUAAAAAACAAUAUUUAAGUAUUUUUUUUUUCACUAAACAGCUUUCUAUUUGCAAGCCAGUUUCGAAAAUUAAAUUAAACCUUUGACAAGUUACCUCUUUGGUCGCCAUGUUGCGGAGUACAAGAUCGUUCAAUUUUAAAUUACACGACAAAUAUGAUUUAACUCUAGUUGCGCGCGAACCGCGCUAGCGAACGCAAGUUGCCAAGUCAAGUAUUGCGCCAACGUGUAAUUUUUUAUAAAUCUACCCGCUAUUUAUUUUUUUUUUUACAAUGGAGGAAGAUGGUUUGAGUGACUCAGAAUCGACGGAAAAAAUAGGGUGUAAGAGGCCGAGGGAGUCAGAUGGUAGUGAUGACGGAUUCACAACGGUGACAAGACGAAAGUCGAAGAGAGGCGAGCGAGAAAAUCACGGGCGAGAUAAUGUAUGCGAGGAGGGAAGGAGUGCUGAGGAAAUAUAUACUGAAGUUAGUUUGUUUGGAACACAUACACUCCCGAAACAGAUGGCCUUUGCAAGAUUUUUGAGAGACGAAAAUAUUGGAAAUGUCAUGAAAAUUAAAUAUAAAAGCCCAUACAAAUUAAUAAUACGAUUUAGCGAAAAACAUAAUGCCCAAAAAUUGGUUAAUUUGAAAAAAUUAGAAGAAUUGAACAUAAGGGCUCAAUUCACAACUGACAGCCUAUUAUCCUACGGCAUUAUCAAAGGUGUUGAUCUGGAUACUAGCGAAAAAGAGCUAUUGGAGAGUCUAAGUUGUGAUUACGACAUAAUUUCUGCUAAAAGGUUGCGACGUGUGAAUAAUGAGGGUAAGUGGGUUGAAAGCGAAUCGGUGAGACUAUGUUUUAAUAACCCUACUGCGCCUUUAUACAUAAACGCGUAUGGAUGUAGAUUCGAUGUUGAACGAUACGAGUUUCCUGUGACACAAUGUUCUGGGUGCUGGAAAUUUAAUCACGUUAGGAAAUUUUGUAAUUUAAAUAAAAGCAUAUGUCCAAAAUGUACUGAAUAUCAUGAUAACUGUGAAAUAAAGGAAUUCAAAUGUGUAAAUUGCAAAGGUCCCCAUAUGGCUCUUGAUAAGAGCUGUCCUUUUUUUAUUAAAGAAAAAGAAAUUAGACAAAUAAUGAGUCAAAGAAAUGUUACAUAUAAGGUGGGUCUUGAGUUAUUUCUUAAAAAUAAAAAAGAAGAUGAAAAAUAUCACGACAUAAAUGACGCAAUAAACAUAGAAAUAGAUAGAGAUUUUAUAAAGGAAGUUCCAACGAAUGUGAAUAGAAGUUACAGCAGUGUACUCAAAACCAAGGCGGAAAUACAUAAAAAUGAAAAAAGGCCUUUAGUUGAGAAUAAAGUUAAUAAGAGUAAAAAUAAGGACAAAACAGAAAAUAAGUAUAAAAAAACUAAGGUUAAUUCAAAUAAUUAUAAUAGUGAAAACCAGAAUUUCGAAAUGGAUUGCGACCGAAGCGAAGACAGCGAUCAGGAUACGACAGAUCCUACAGAAAAAGCAGAAAAAAGAAGAAAAAGAAAUUUUGACGUGUGGAAACUACUUCAACGAAUUAAGGAAAUUAUUGUCUGUGAAGAAAACGUUGGUGACAAAGUUUUGUUAGUGGUAAAAGCUGUUUUUGAAGAAUGUAAGUUGUUUUUAGUUGAUUUUUUGAAAGAAGGAAAGUUAUAUGACAUUCUUACAAAUAUAAUAUUUAAUGGAUAAAGCAUUCAAUUUAAACAUAAU